AUGACUCCUCCGACCUCACGUCAGGCCACCUGCGCAUCGAUUCCUGCGGCCGACCACCCGCCCGACGAGCCUCGGCCCAUGGUCCUUCAGACGUGCCGGCCAUCUGCACAUCUUCCGCGACCUCCAUGGCCCAUGACACUGCUGCCACGUCAGGCUCCACGACGGCUACCUCGCCGCACGCCCUGGAGUCCUGCCAUAGAUAGGGACAUCGUCACGCCCACUAUACGACCCCCAAUUGCGGAGGCAUCGCCAGCGAUGAUGUCCGACGAACCCGUUUUUGCAUCGACCUCGACACUGUGCGCGUCUUGCCAGCAACGACCAGCCUCGCCCUCGCAGUCUCUCGCAGCCGAAGUCCCAGCCCCUAACCACCGAUGGCCGAACUUCCGAGACGCUGCGACUAUGACUGAUGCGCCUGAGGACGACGUCCCUGGUCAGCAUACGCCAGAGCUGACCGCAUAUGCCAUGUCAGCCACAGAGGCAGACAUCCAGCAUGCCGACCUGCGCACCAGUCCUCGUGAGCCAACCCCCGUAGGGGCUUCCAGAAGCACAGGUUCGCCGUCUGAACCUGCAGCAGAGACCACUCCUGCUCAGCUUCACCACAGGUUUCCUGCGGAGCCCUUGAUGCAGGACACCAUCCACCCGACAAGCCACCGCAUGCUCCAGCGCGGUCCGUCAGCGGGACCCUCCAAUAUUCAGCGGCACUGA
Messenger RNA from Rhipicephalus sanguineus (brown dog tick), 705 nucleotides. RefSeq names its product cell surface glycoprotein 1-like. The transcript has 3 exons. The coding region runs from base 1 to 705 and encodes 234 amino acids. The record is from RefSeq and is a predicted model, not a curated record. Lineage: Eukaryota; Metazoa; Arthropoda; Arachnida; Ixodida; Ixodidae.